CUUUUUAUAGUCUUCUUCUUCAGUCGAUCAAAAUCCUAGUCUCCCAGUUUUCAUCAUAAACAUAAAGAAUUGCAGAAACCCUAAACAGACAGAGAUGGAACCUGAAAAUUCUCCGAAGCUGAAAUCCGUUGUCAUAAUCACACUGCCUCCAUUGGACAAUCCUUCUUUAGGUAAAACCAUAACUGCCAUCACUGUAUCUGCUAUAUCUCCAAUUCCAACAACCCUCCCUUCAGAAACAAUCCAUCAAAAUUCAGGCCUUCAGCCGCCUCAAAUUCCAUCGCCAGCAAGUAUUCGACGUCAAUUAUCAAUCCGAAAAUCCUUGUUUGGCAUUCCGAGAAUUACAUUGGGCUUCCUUAGCGCUUUUCUCGCUGCUAUGAUCGUUUGGGCAUCGUAUUCAACUCAUAGUCUUGGCGAGUUGAGAAAUUCUAAUGAAGAACGAAAUCAGCAGCCUGAUACCUUCGUUUUCCCUCUCUUUCUCAAAGAGAAUUUUCAGAAUAAGGUUAAAUCAGUGAAGAUUGUGGGAAAGCAUUCUGUAAAGUUUCAGCAGCCUCAGCUUGAUGUUGAGAUGACUUCUUCUAUAGCAUCAAAGAUUGAUUCAACAGCUAUUUUACCUAUUCGGGGUAAUAUCUAUCCAGAUGGGUUGUAUUACACAUAUAUGAUGAUUGGGAAUCCUGCAAAGCCAUAUUUUCUUGAUAUAGACAGUGCAAGUGAUUUAUCAUGGAUUCAGUGUGACGCGCCAUGCACUAGUUGUGCAAAGGGAGCACACCCUUUAUACAAACCUUCCAAAGGGACAAUAAUACAUUCGAAGGAUUCAUUUUGUGCUAAUGUUCAAAAGGAUCAACAAAAUUGUGAAACCUGUCAUCAAUGUGAUUACGAGGUAGAAUAUGCAGAUCAAAGCUCGUCGGUAGGUGUACUUGCACGAGAUGAGCUCCAACUAACAGUUCUGAAUGGAUCCAUUGUCAAAUCCAAUGUUGUUUUCGGAUGUGCAUAUGAUCAACAAGGCUCAAUUCUAAAGACACUGUCAUUGACGGAUGGAAUCAUUGGGAUUAGUAGAGCUAAAGUGAGUUUACCUUACCAAUUGGCAGAACAAGGAAUCAUAAGAAAUGUUGUUGGUCAUUGUCUUAGUGCUGAUGCUGGGGGUGGUGGAUAUAUGUUCUUUGGAGAUGAACUUGUCUCUUACUCGCAAAUGACAUGGAUCCCCAUGCUCGAUAGUACUACUUCACAGAACUUUUAUAAAGCCAAGAUUUCUAAAUUGAGUUACGGAAAUAAACAGCUCCUCAUAGAUGUUAAUUAUGGCGUGCAAGGAGGGGUGGUUUUUGAUAGUGGUAGCUCUUAUUCAUAUUUCCCUAAACAGGCAUAUGCCCAUCUAGUGACUUAUCUUAAAGAAACUUCUUUCAAAGGUCUCGUUGAAGACACGACUGAUCCCUUAUUACCUAUUUGUUGGCGAGCUAAAUCGCCAAUCAGAUCCAUAGAGGAUGUGAAACAGUUCUUUAAGACUUUGACACUCAACACUGGGAACAAAUGGUGGUUGAUGUCAACAAAAUUUUAUGUACCACCAGAAGGCUACUUGAUCAUUAGUAACAGAGGUAAUGUGUGUUUGGGUAUUCUGGAAGGAGGUGAUGUACAUGAUGGCUCUACUAUUAUACUAGGAGACAUCUCACUGAGAGGACAAGUGGUUGUAUAUGACAAUAUGAACCACAAAAUUGGGUGGGCAAAAUCAGAUUGUUCAAACCCAGAGAGAUUGAUGUCUCUUCCUUUCAUCAGAAGCAUGGAUCUUCAGAGUUAAAGAAAAAAAAUUGACUGCUAUAUAGACAAGUCUACCUGAUUUUAACAACUUGUACAUAUUCAAGUAUGUGAGAUAGGAAAUAAAGGCUUAUGUUUGACUUGUACUAAAACUUGUGUAAGGGAAAUAUUGCAAAAGAGAACUUAAUAAUGAGUUAAUAAGAGUUGUAAAAUGUUAUAUGGAAUGUUCAGUGUUAUUAUGUUUUAUGUAGAUUAUUUUUU
Molecule: messenger RNA, 2004 nt
Organism: Impatiens glandulifera
Lineage: Eukaryota; Viridiplantae; Streptophyta; Magnoliopsida; Ericales; Balsaminaceae
Product: aspartyl protease APCB1-like
Exons: 9
Coding region: 95-1786 (563 amino acids)
Biological process (GO): proteolysis
Molecular function (GO): aspartic-type endopeptidase activity
Source: RefSeq, a predicted model, not a curated record